Saimiri boliviensis boliviensis (Bolivian squirrel monkey) is the source of this 1592-nucleotide messenger RNA. Lineage: Eukaryota; Metazoa; Chordata; Mammalia; Primates; Cebidae. The record is from RefSeq and is a predicted model, not a curated record.
UGCGCUGCUGAAGGGGCUGGGGCGCGGCCGCCGGUCUGCACAGGCAGCACCAUGGCGCUCACGGUGGUCAGCAUGGCGUGUGUCGGGUUCUUCUUGGUCCACGGAGUCUGGACACAAAAGGGAUUCCACAGAAAACCUUCCCUCCAGGCCCUCCCAGGUCCCCUGGUGAAAUCAGGAGAGACGGUCAUCCUGCAGUGUUGGUCAGAUAUCAUGUAUGAGCACUUCCUUCUGCACAGAAAGGGGAUCUCUGAGGAUCUCUUGCGCAGCAUUGGAGAACCCCGUGAUGGGGGCUCCCAGGCCAACUUCUUCAUAAAUUCCACGCUGCCUGGCCUUGCAGGGACCUACAGAUGCUACGGUUCUGUCACUCACUCCCUCUAUGAGUGGUCGGCUCCCAGUGACCCCUUGGACAUCGUGAUCACAGGUCGAUACGGAAAACCUUCUCUCUCAGCCCAGCCGGGCCCCACGGUUCGACCAGGAGAGAACGUGACCUUGUCCUGCAGCUCGAGCACCUCAUUUGACGUGUACCAUCUAUCCCGGGAUGGGGAGGCCCCUGAACUCAGGCUCCCUGCAGUGCGGAGCAUCAAUGGAACAUUCCAGGCCCACUUCCCUCUGGGCCCUGCCAGCCACGGAGGGACCUACACAUGCUUCGGCUCUUUGAGUAACUCUUCCUACAGGUGGUCAGCCCCGAGUGACCCACUGUCCGUUUCUGUCACAGGAAAUCCUACAAGCGGUUGGCCUUCACCCACUGAACCAAGCUCGAAAACUGGUAACCCCAGACACCUGCACGUUCUGAUUGGGUCCUCAGUGGUCAUCAUGCUGUUCAUCAUCCUGCUCUUGUUUCUCCUUCAUCGCUGGUGGUCCACGAAAAAGAAUGCUGCAGUAAAGGACCAAGAGCCUGCGGUGGACAGAACAGUGAACAGGGAGGACUCUGAUGGACAAGACCCUCAGGAGGUGACAUACGCACAGCUGGAUCACGAUGUUUUCACACAGAGAAAAAAUGCUCGUCCAUCUCAGAGGCCCAAGAGACCCCCAGCAGAAACCAGUGUGUACAUGGAACUCCCAAAUGCGGAGCCCAGAUUGAAAGUUGUCUCCUGUCCGUGAGCACCACAGACAGGCCCUGAGGGGUCCUCUAGGGAGACAAUGGCCCUGACUCAAACCCGGCUUGCCAGCUCCAGUGUAACAGCAGCUGGGACCUGAAGGCGUGAGUCUGUGUCUCAGGGGAUCGCUCUUCCUCACACCAUGAAUCUGAACGUGGCUCUUUUUUGCUUACAAAUGUCUGCGGUCCUCACUGCCUGCUGGACCGAAAACACACUCCUUUGCUUAACACACAAUUCUCCAUUUUACUUGACCCCUGCCCACCCCUCCAAACUAACUGGCUUACUUCCUGGUCCUACUUGAGGCUGCAGUCACAGUGAGAAACUCACAAGUCCAGACAUACAAGAGGCUCCCUCUUAACACAGCACUUAGACACGUGCUGUUCCACCUUCCCUCUGACUAUCUUUCAGCCUUCUGUCAUCAGUAAAACUUAAAAUUUUUUUUAUAAUUUCAAUGUAGUUCUCUCCUCUUUAAAUAAACAUGUCUCAUGCUUUAGG